CACCAGAUUACAGUCAGAAACCCGCCAUUUUUACUCAAACACGGAGAAGACUAUUUAUGCCGGAAGAGUUAAACUUUCUCUUUUUACAUCCUUCAUUUCAAGGUGUGAACAGGUGACAUCAAUGCCGAAAUGUUUGGUGGUCCUUCUAAAACAGAUUUGGGCUUUGAGUAAUGUUCUGAACUGACUGGUUCAAAUUGGAGACGGGAACGACCGAGAAACUGUUGGGUUUUUAACGGAAUUUGGUGUGUUGCGAUGGAGGUGGACAUCCUGGAGUUCAAGGUUCCGGUGGACAACAACAAGACUGUGUUCGUUUGGGAUAUCCCUCCGGUUCUGACCCAGGAUAAGGUUAAUGAGCAGCUGUUUCACAUCUUCUCCUCCUUUGGACCGCUCUACCUGUUGAAGGUGUGUCCUAACGCUCCGCUCCACCCACCUGGUUUCUACGGCAUCAUCAAGUUCUACUCUGCUGCUCACGCCGCCAACGCCCAGAAACGCACAGACGGAUGCUCUCUGCUCCACACCGCCGCUCUCAAGGUGAAGCUGUGUUCCAAACAGACUCCUCACUUCCUGUCUGGCAGAAACACACCUCUGAGCCACGCCCGCUGCCUGGAACUGGCCAAUCACUGUCUGGGCUUCAACGGCUGGACCUCUGACAUCAUCACACUGAAGGAACUCACCAAUGAGGAAGAAGGUGAGGAUGAAGAGGAUGGGGGCGGAGUCAGACGGAGGAUGCGGUUUGGCUGCCUGAUGAAGCUGAGCUUCCCUCAGCAUGGAGUGACGACCAAAGGAGCCGCAGUGGUGGAAGAGACCUUCACCUGUACAGGUCCAGAAGUCCUCCUGCAGAGACGCUGUAAGCUGCAGAGGUCCGUCCGAGAGAAGGCCCUGGCCCAGGCCUUCUCCUCGGUGCUGCUCAUCCUUCUAGGUGACGGUAAAGUGAUGGUGGAGCUGAAACGGCCCUCAGAUCGGUUUGAAGCUGAUGAGACUGAAGACGUCCUGCAGGUGUGUGUUUCAGGUGAACGAGUUUUCCCUGUCAGACUCUCCGGCAGAUGAAGAGGAGGCUGAGGAUGAAGACUGGGAUCUGACCGUGUCGUAAGCGCUCUAAGGAUUGUGGUUUGGACCGGGCUCGUUACCAGAACUGAUCAGUUUGAGCUGUGCUCCGAUCAGGGGCAUCCAGCCGGGAGGGGCGUUUACCCAGGAUGCACUGCAGGGAGGGACCCUCAAACCAGGAUUGAUAUUAUUUAUGUUUCUACUUGAUUUAUUUUGUCAUAAUAAAAUCCUACU
Messenger RNA from Fundulus heteroclitus (mummichog), 1278 nucleotides. RefSeq names its product RAD52 motif containing 1 (gene rdm1). Lineage: Eukaryota; Metazoa; Chordata; Actinopteri; Cyprinodontiformes; Fundulidae. Gene Ontology annotation, molecular function: RNA binding. Gene Ontology annotation, cellular component: nucleolus. The record is from RefSeq and is a predicted model, not a curated record. The coding region runs from base 253 to 1047 and encodes 264 amino acids. The transcript is spliced from 7 exons.